CGGGAGCGGGCGGAGCCUGCGCACUGCGCCCCGCGGCCCGCGGCCCGCCCGGCACUCCCGCGGCCCGGCGCUGAAGAUGGCGGAGGGCGGUGCGGCGCCCCCGUCCUGCGCUUCCUCCUCCUCCUCCUCCUUGAAGGGGCUGCGGGAGCAGAUGGUUGCUGCAGCCCAAGCCAUUGCAGAAGAAAGAAGAAGCCAAAGUGGCAUUAGCCCUCUUGCAGUCCAGACCUCAAUAAAGACAGCAACUAAACCAGUGAUAGAUGGUUCCAUGCUAAGAACAGAAGAAAGGCAAAGACUGGCCAGGGAGCGUAGAGAAGAGCGGGAAAAGCAACAUGCUGCCAAAGAGACACAGAUCCUUGAAAAGGAGAGAAAAGCAAAACUCCAGUAUGAAAAACAGUUAGAAGAAAGGCAGAGAAAGCUAAAAGAAAUGAAGCAAAAAGAGGAACAACGGAGGGCAGCAGUAGAAGAGAAGAGGAAACAAAAAAUAGAGGAGGAAAAGGAGCGCUAUGAAGCAGUUCUGCAUCGCACCUUGGAACGGAGUCAGCGGCUGGAAACGCGACAGAAGAGAUGGUCGUGGGGAGGGUCUGUAACUCCAGACUCAGAAGGCAAAACAGAACAGCAGAGCACAGAUGAAGGUGGAGCUGGUGCCAGCAAACGCUCGCCCUCCACAGCCAACCUCAAACAGGCAGAGGCUGCCGUGAGCAAAUGCCUGUCCUCGUCUGCAGCUCUUUUGAAUGCCUCAGAUCGAAGUACCACAAAGAGAAGUGCCUCAUUAAACAGACUGAGUAACAAAGUCCCUCCACAUUCCCAGCAGUCAGCACCCAAAGGUUCGCAGGUGGAACAGAAAGGAGGAACAGAAAAGAAGAGGAGCACAUCUUUGAGUAGAAUGAGUAGUAAACCCCAAUCAUCUCCAGAGCUAGAAAAAGUGAAAAAGGAAGAAAAACCAGCUCGUCGCUCCCAGCUCAGUCCCCUGGACAGUAGCGUAAUCAGCCGCCUCCUGGCCCCCACACAGGCCUCCCUAGCUAGGAGUAAAAGUGCUGCUACCUUGUCGGCUGAUGGACAGGACCCCUCAGAAUCUCACCUCUGUCCUCGUUCAGCUUCAGCCAGUUCCAUCAAUUCCCCAGUCCCAGCUCCUAAAGUGCCGGUGCGCAGCCGUAGCAUCGACAGGUUGAAGUCCUCUGUGUCUUCAUCUGAUGCAAGUUCACCUGAUUCAACCCAGAAAUCAGAGACAGAAAAACCAUCCCCAGGUUCUGGCUUGAGGCGCCCUCCCUCACCAUCCGUGUCUGCCCGUAGAAGAUCCCCCUCUCCUGCUAAUUUGGUGAAGCGUCCUCCGUCCCCUUCUGCAGUCAGACAGAAGACUCGCCCACCUUCACCUGGUGUGUCUAAACAAAGGCCACCAUCUCCUACUCCAGUCUCUAAAUCAGCACCCAUCCAGCGCCCAUCUCUCACACCAAGUGUUAUAAACAUUACCAAAAAGAAAACUGAAGCAGAGAGCAAACCAAAGGAUAAGAGCACAGAAGGAGUAGGACAAGAUCAAGGUGCUUCCCCAGCCUUGGAGAGGGAUGCAGGAGCAGCUAGCACAAAGACCAAAGAAGAAUCAGGUAGCAAAACAGUAGCAGGGACCACCACAGCUGAAGAAGCUGCUAAAAUCCUGACAGAGAAGCGACGUCUGGCACGGGAGCAAAGAGAGCGCGAAGACCAAGAAAGAAUUCAGAGACAAGAAGAGGAAAGAAUCAGAGAAGAAGAAAUGGCCAGGAGAGCAACUGAGGAAAAAGCACGGCGGGAGGAGGAGCUCCGGAAGCAGGAGGAGGAGAGGAGAGUCACUUAUGAAGAGCAGCAGAGACAAGCUGAAGAGGAGAGGAUCCGCCGGGAGCAGGAGGAGCAGGAAAAACUCGCAGAGCUCCAACAGCAGAGAGAAGAAGCUGAAGCAAAAGCUCAAGAAGAGGCUGAAAGACAGCGAUUGGAAAGAGAGAGGAUUAUGCAGCAAAAUAUGCAGGAAAGGCUUGAAAGAAAAAAGAGAAUAGAAGAAAUAAUGAAAAGAACACGAAAAUCGGAUCAAAAUGAAUCCAAGUUGCAGAAUGAAGGGAAGUCUGCCUCGAUGGAGGGAGAGGAUAUUGAAGAGGAGGAGGAGCUGGGUCUUGAGAAGACUGAUCAGCCAGGAAAGCUAAAUGGUGUUGACUUGCUCCAGGGCAUCAAGGGGGAGGCAGAGGAUUGUUUAGAGACUGCACAAAGCAUGAUCUCUGCAGAAUCUGAGGCACAAGAUGAGUCAGAGUUGAAGGCCGGUGAAGUGUUCAUGAAUGGAAGUGACUUGAAAAGUGACAAGGAGUCUCUGUCUGUUACUGAGCUAAAGGAUUCCAGCCAUCCUGCAAAAGAAGUGGUUAUUGAUGACUCGGGGAAGUUGGGUGUUCAUGAAGCUGAUCAUACAAUUGGACUUAUUCAGAAUCUUAAUGGAAAAUCUGGUUCCUGGACUUUUGAGGAGUUCAUUGAUGUUGGAGUACAUUCCAAGUCAACCAAACUGAGCUCGGACAGCAUCUCUGCUGGUAACUGUAAUCAAAACUUGAAUGAUGCUGCUACACUACCUUCUACUCCCAAAUUGGCUUUUGAGGAAGAUGGUGCAGUGAAUUCAUUGACCAAACCUAUAGAUGCUUCAUCAGGUAAUCCAAGCUGACUUCCCUGUCUGUCUCUUCCCCCAGCUAGGUAAUUCACCUCCUUGCGUUUUGCUCUCCUUGCCUUAACUACAGCUUCUUGUUUUCAAGGCACUUUUUCCAAUGCGUAGACUGGAGGGAAGGCUCUUUCUUUAGUGCUUUUAACUUGAAUUCUGUCAAAAGGAGUCACCAACUGAUGCCUUUUUAGGGACUGGAUAAGGCCCAACAUUAAGGCUCUUCCAAAGACACAGUUAAGCCCUUGUGAAGUUCCAAACAGCAUUGAAGGUCACAUGUUGUAUUUCAAGGUUUUUCUAAUACAUGUUAAAUGGCACAUGUUACUUUUGAAGAUACAAAAUAGUUUGAAAGGUGUCUGAUGUAACUCUGCACACCAGACCUUUUCACUCCUAGACAGGUUCUGGUUUUGAUGCUGACCUGUGUGGUCUUACAAGGUCUCUUCAGACUCUUAGCAGUGUACUAGCUGGCUCUCUACUUACUGUAGAACAGUCUUUCACUUCACUGAGGCAAGUAGCACCAACCUGAAAUUCCACAGAUGGUUGUGUUACAUUUUGGGAGGAGUAAUAAAGCUGUACUCAAAAUAUUCUGAAUUUUCUGAAAGAGGCAGGGCUGCAUCUCAAGCCACAUGUACUUGAGAAGCCAAGCCCUGAUGCAGUACAGUGCUUAGUGUGUCAGAGAAGCUUCUGGAAGCCAGUUUAUGUAAGACUGGACUUCUCUGGUUGGCUCCCUUUGGAGCCAAACCCCAAAGGGCUGUUUUCACAGGAGAUCUCUUUCCAUGGGAUAAAUGACUGUGUGAUCAGUUGAAGUGAAUGCUAGUGGAAAAACAAGCCUUGCUAUCCACAUUUCCUUCCAGUGAUGUGUAGCACUUGUUUGAUUAAAGUGUAGCACUUUCCUAGACUGAACUGUUUCCUGAGUCUCCUCUGUCACUCUGCGUCUUGUGAAUUUUAGUUCUGUGGUCACACCCUGAUGGAGGCUUCCCUUGAAGCCACAACAGACAGAGCCAUGGGAAUAGACAAAUUUAUUGUGGUUCUGCUGUUCACUUUUUGUUGUGAUCAUACUCAUUAACCUUUUAGUGAAGGAAGUGUGGCCUUUUAAUUUUGAACUUGAAAUUUUUUAAAUGUAAUACAGGUUAAGAAUUCUGUACAUAACUUUGAAAACUAAUAUUCCUGGAAAAAGAAAGAAAACCUACUGUGCUAGUUUUGGACUGUAAGUGACCGAGUGGUUCUGUGCUCACUCCUGGAUGUAGACUGACAGUGAUGAUCGAUGCAUGUGGCGUACACACAGUUAUGAUGGUUAAAUGGUUUUUUUUUUUUUUCUUUGCUUUUUGGACAGAACUGUGAACACUAGAGACCUGGAAAUAAUCUGAUUGCACUUCAGUAAUCCAGUGUUUUCUCAAGUACCGAAGGCCUUGUUUUGAAAAGCUGCUUGUUUACCUUUAUCCAUCUUCAAGUUUGCAAAAAACAACAGGGGAGGGAUGACAAACUUCUAAUUUGCACCUUGAAACAUUUCAGGGAAACUGUUGUGCUAAUGUUCUUUUUUUGUUUGUUUAGCUAGUUGUUCGAUGAGGUUUCCUAGUUCAAGUAUUCCUUGUUUCCCCUUUACAGUAACCUGGUUGAGUCUUUUUUUAAUUAUUUUCAUAUCAGUAUCAUGUAGAACAUGCCACUGGAGGCUCCCCACUUAGCUGCAGACUUUGCAUAUUUCUAAAAUUAUCUUGAUGAAAUAAAAGACUCACUCAGUGUAUGUUAAAGCUGAACUUCCUUUUUAAUGUCUAGAAAAAUGUUGUUGCUUGUUGGUUCAUGUGCUAUUUAAAAAUGCAAAAUUGAAUAUCUUCAAUUUUGAAUGGAGAAGAAAAAUUCCUGAUUAUCUAAUGUGAAAAUAUUGGCAGUUUCAAAAUGCAAGUGUUGUUCCACCACUAAUAUGUUUUGAUCUAUUGGCAAACAUGAAAACAUUUUCCAGCAUGUGCUCUAAUAUAUUACAAAAAUGUUGAGUCCCUAGAUUUGUCUGUUGGUGCAGUUUAAGGUGUUAGGCUUUUAAAAAUGUUUUCCUUUUGAAUUACUUAUUUAUCUACACUAUGGAAGUAUUAUUUUAUUGUGUACAUAACAGUAUUAGACCAUUGAAGUCAUGUUUUGUUCAUGUUAAUUAUUCCAAGAUUUCCAGUUCCAGCUCUAUAACAGUGGCUGCAAGCUGCAUAUAUAUUUCCCUUCCCCUAAAGCCUGCAUUAAAUAAUCUUAUUUAACCUGAAUUUGCCUGCUUUUUUCAGCAUGAAGAGUUUAACGAAGCAUCUUCUGAAAAUUGCUACUAAAAGUAAUAAUGCAGCCUUGUUCUGAUGUCUCCUGUAGCAGAUAGACUGCAUAGGUCAUUACUUUAAGGAGUAGCUCUCUCAAAACCUGCUACAAGCCCUUGGCUGUCCCUCAGUUCCAGGGAUGCAUCCAAGCAGCAGCUGUGUUUGCAGUGGCUUUGCUGGAACUACACCUGUGCUUUCCUCGACACCUCAGCUGCAACAGAGCCCUCAGUCUUCUCCCUCUUGCUGUUCAGAAAUCCUGUAGAACUGUUUUAGACUUUAGAGCAGUGCCUUAGGUAAAAGGAGAACUGUAUUUUUGUAUGAUAGCUGUUUGUUCUGGCAGAGACAAUCAUUCUAACAAAGAUGCCGAUAUUUUUUCUGUGCUGGGAUUUGUUGGAUGGUCUGAUCCAGCCCUGUGUAAAUACGUGUGCACAGUUAAAUAAACUUUGCAGUUGAACAA
This is a messenger RNA of Taeniopygia guttata (zebra finch), 5398 nucleotides long. RefSeq names its product MAP7 domain containing 3 (gene MAP7D3). Lineage: Eukaryota; Metazoa; Chordata; Aves; Passeriformes; Estrildidae. Gene Ontology annotation, cellular component: microtubule cytoskeleton. Gene Ontology annotation, biological process: microtubule cytoskeleton organization. The record is from RefSeq and is a predicted model, not a curated record.